UAAGCCAUCUUAAUAUAUAUAUGAGACAAUUUCCACCAAGGUAAUAUUUUUGUUAUUGAGCUUGGCAUAGAGUAUAUAUAAUACUCAGAGAUCAUGUCACCAUUUGCAAACGUUGAAGUUCAUACAUUUGUAUCACCUGUACGGCAGGAGCCUGAUUCAAUGUAUGGCAAUUUCUCAGGAAAUAAGACUUAUGAGACGAGCGGGGUUGAAACUUUAGCAUUAGAAAUGUUUAUCCAAUGGUAUCAAGCAUUAAAUGCAUAUGUUGAAUGCCAAGGAAUUGUAGAUGAAGAAACAAAAAUUUCUAUAGCUGAAUCAUUAUUAGAUUCUAGGCUGUUUACAAAAAUAAAACCAUAUACAUAUAAUACUUUGAAGCAACUACAAACAAUAGUGUUCAAUCAAACAUUUAUUCUUGGCCCAGAGCUUGGCGAUUAUAUUAACUCGAAGAUCGAUACUCUUGAAGAGAUGAUCGGCGCCCAAGAUAAAGAAGUUCUUGAAUUUAUGAUAUCAUUUAGUGGACAAAUGGAUGAUGUGUUAAAGUUCUAUUUUGAAUUCCAACCAACUAAAGUAAAGAGAUAUAAUCAAUUAUUAAAUUUCAAAAGUCGAUUUUUAAAAUUAGUUCAAAGAGUGCUACAGAGUAAACUAGAUACUUAUUAUGAUGAACGACAGAGAGAUUGUCCUGGGACUACUAUUACUGACUUAGCAGACGAGAUGUCAUUUCUUAUAGAAGGGUAUGUUAAUUGUCUUCUUCGAAUAGUUCAAAGUGAUAGAAAGCUCAAAGAAUUUCCAUUAGAUAGGCUGGUUAUGACGGGACUUCUUUACGAGCUAUUCUAGUAUGUGUCUCUUUAAUAUUUAAUGCGUGUAAUGACUAAAUAAAUGUAAUAUAAAAGAAAAAUGGUUAUCUUUAUUAAUUUCUGUAAUUAAUGAUUCUCUUGGCCAGCCUUGACUAAUAAUAACUUAAACUUUUUCGUAAUCUAAUUUCUUUAUCCCCCUGUGAACC
This is a messenger RNA of Scheffersomyces amazonensis, 997 nucleotides long. RefSeq lists its product as uncharacterized. Bases 94 to 831 code for a protein of 245 amino acids. The transcript has a single exon. NCBI's taxonomy places the organism in Eukaryota, Fungi, Ascomycota, Pichiomycetes, Serinales, Debaryomycetaceae. The record is from RefSeq and is a predicted model, not a curated record.